Molecule: messenger RNA, 1014 nt
Organism: Suillus clintonianus
Lineage: Eukaryota; Fungi; Basidiomycota; Agaricomycetes; Boletales; Suillaceae
Exons: 1
Coding region: 1-1014 (337 amino acids)
Source: RefSeq, a predicted model, not a curated record
AUGUCCAGCUCAACUUCAUCUUCUGAACGCUCUUCUCGGGCACACAGCCUUUCGUCAACCUCCCUGUCGUCUUCGAGAUCUAGUUCAUCCUUCUUCUACCACAAUUCUGAUGCUUCCAGCUUACAUACAGAGGCUUCGGCUAGCCCCCCAAGCUCUCCAAAUCUGCAUACAUCAUCCCAAAAGACCAAGGAUUUCAUAGCUGCGGCAUCCGCAAAGCUAUCCAAAGCCCGCGAGCAGGUCUCGCACGCACUCAGCGACGCUACCCCUAAGGAGUCCAAGUUCCGUCUCACCAUAAACCCCGCUAUUGUCGAGGAGGAUGUGGGAUAUGAGUCGGAUGAUGAUGUUCGUGGGGCGAAUAUGAAAGCUCCCCUAAGCCCCCAGAAGACAAGACCCAAGUUCUUACGGGUGGACACAAAGCAACGCAAACGAGCUGCUUCCAUCCUGUCCCUCCACCCAUUCAGUGCUACCACUAAAGCCGCUGCUCCUAACUCUCACAAACGCUCGCUCGCUCGUCUUGAUGUUAUUUCUAACACGCGCGCUGUUCCGGAUUACGAGCUCACCCCUAUGACGAUAUCGAAGCUGCCUGCUGGACUUGGCCUGGCUCUACCGUCCGUACAUAUUUCGAAACCCAUCCCUCGCGCUUGCACAAUGCCAACCAUGAAGUCUUCAUCUGGACACAAUCUCAAGGAUUCACUUCCGCAUCACCCGCCAAAUCUACCGCCGCAGACCUCCUAUCCGCGUGAGCCGCCGAAGGUUUAUCUUCGCCCCAUAGAGCUCCCUGGCACGCCGUCCCCUAUGGAGCUUCUGCCCCCUAGCAUCAUCUUGUGUGAGAGUCUAAGCGGAGGGGUUAUGCAGUCCUCUUCCAUGCUUCCUUCGCCGGCUGAAGAAUUGUCGCCACUCUGGACGCUCCCUCCCCUUGCGGACUUCGCGACAUCUGAAACAACGUCUCAGAGUCCUCUGUUACUUGGUGAGGGCGGUAAUGGAGGCUGGAACCCAUACUUCCCAUCCAUCUAG